AUGAACCCAAAAUCAGUUUUGAGCAUUGCUUUUCUUGUGUUGGCGUUGGUCUGCCUUGUGCAAGCCCGCCAUGUUCCACGCCACCAAAGCCGAUACGUGCAAGUGAACGGUGAUGAGGAUGAUGACUACUCGUCUGAUGAAAGUAAUGUUGCCGGCCGUCACCCACAUCCAAAUACACAGCGCGCACUUUCGCACGCACAGGCACGUGUCUUCCCCGGCGCCGUGGCCAUCAAGAAGUUGGUGUUGUUGAAAUUCAAGAAAAUCGUACCAAUCUCUUUGAUUUUGUUGAGAUCAAGUGAUGAAAAUGAAGGCGAAUUAGUGCCCGUGUAUCCAACAUCUGAAAUUCCAGCCAACGUACAAUUCAUUCCCACGCCAAACGGUAUCUCGGGACAUCCCGAUGUACAAGCCAUUGCUAUACCCAACGAAUUGCAUCAACAACUCGAACUGAACGGUCUAGCCAAUUUGGAGAGUAUCGAAGGCCUGCUCAAUCAAGCACAAGAGGGUGAUGUUGAAGCCGAUGCUGAAGAUAAACCAGUUGCUGUUGUUAAUGAAGAGCCCAACCCAGAGGAUGAACCUUUGAAUGUGGCCGAAGAGGAUGUCGAUCAAUUGUUGGAAAAUCUGUCCGUGGAUAAGACCAAAAUUGCAACAGCGGACGUACAGUCAGUGCGUCGCUUGGCAGCCGAUGACCUUGCACGCCCGAGCCUUGUGCGUGCCUCGCAAUUCCAAACGGGUGUCGAAGAGAUUCCCUUGUUCCUCUACGCAGCCAAAGACACACCACAAGUAGUGCAUUCCGUUCGCAAGGGUGGACGUAAACAUGUGAAGCAAUCAGCACGUCGCUACCACCAAUGAGCGGUAUUUGAGGAU
Molecule: messenger RNA, 864 nt
Organism: Bactrocera tryoni
Lineage: Eukaryota; Metazoa; Arthropoda; Insecta; Diptera; Tephritidae
Exons: 2
Coding region: 1-849 (282 amino acids)
Source: RefSeq, a predicted model, not a curated record